Candidula unifasciata is the source of this 1929-nucleotide messenger RNA. Lineage: Eukaryota; Metazoa; Mollusca; Gastropoda; Stylommatophora; Geomitridae. The record is from the annotation of a GenBank genome assembly.
AUGCUAUUCAAACUGUCACCUGGCUGGCUUGGACCUGUUUUUGUUAUCCUUUUUGUGACCAAAUAUUGCGGAGCUGAUGGAAGCGAAGAAUGUGAAUGUAGUAUAACAGUGAUGGGACCACUGCGAGACCAAGCUGUGGUGUUUGUCUGCAACGCCUACACACCCGAAGGAGUUAACUAUCAAAAUCUGGACUACACCUGGCUGCUGACCAACACAAGUCACCCAAGUCCAGAGAAGACCACUACACAGCUGUACCAUGACAACCAGCCCAAACUGGUCAUAUGGAGUCCAGCCUCUGGUGACUACACUUGUCUGGUCAGUGGGCCUGGGAUCGCCGCACCUCUUACAUGUUCUGUCUCACUGAACCAGUCUGUCCCAGGGAUUGAUCACAGAGAAUGGCCAUUAGAAGUGAGGCCUCACUGUGUGGAUCAAAGGGCCCCUGUGUUUAAACCAACUCCCGAAAAGGGCCUGGCCUUACUUGAUCCGAGAGGCCGUCCGUCCUUGACCUGUACUGCCCCGUUACUUCGUAGAUCACAGACUGGGACUAAAUUCACCAUGGAAUUAUUACCAUUAGAAAAUUAUCAUCCACAAAACGUCACAGAACCAAUCAGCCUAGACGCAGUGACUACAAAUCCUACGACUACUGAUUCUGGUCUGUCGAGUUUAAAUGUAAAAUCGACAAAGUCUCCAAAGUGGAUGAAAGAGAAAUGCGACUUCGACCACGAUUACCGGGAUCAUGAGAUUACAAUAGAGUUUGCUCGAGCUAGCAGAGGUUGUCUAGGAGUCUACAUGUGUUCCGUUGGAGUGGGUUCCCUUCUACGCUCCAGCACCUUGGUUGUGUUCAGAAAAUCAGCGUCACACCGCUCAACAGGCACACACUCAAGGCACCACACAAUUAGAGGCAAAAGCAAGCGAGACUUAAGUCCCCUUCUUGACGACGACGAUAAAGGCAAUACUUCUCACCACGCAGAUGAUGACGAGGACGGCGACGACCACCACCCCCAUGAGCAGGCGGAGAAAAAUACAAUCGAUGUUGUGUGGCUAAGUAUCGGCGUUGUGUUCAUGGUGCUCUUAACUGGAGUCGCUGUUGCUUGUGCUGUUGUUUGGAGAAAGAAGAUGUUGCGGCAUCAUUCUCGCUACCUUGCCCGGGUCACCUCCAGCUCCAAGGCUCCCUUGUUCAUCAACAAGGCCUUCACCAAGUCGGAGAGCAACGAACUGGAGGAGUUCCCCAGGAAACACAUCCGCUUCCUGGACCACAUCGGCAAGGGAACUUUUGGAACCGUGGUGAUGGCCGAGACCUUUAACCUCCAGAAGCAGAAGAAAGGAAGUUCCUCCAAGCGUUGGCAAGUGGUUGCUAUCAAGAUGACACUCAUUUCAGAAAAGACAAACGAACAACUGAAGAAAGAUUUCCUCAGUGAAGUGACCCUGAUGAAGUCCAUACCGGUACACCCAAACAUCAUCACGCUGUUUGCAAGCUGUACAGCUCACGACCCCUACCUGAUGAUCCUGGAGUACGCCAAACAUGGCGACCUGAGGAAAUACCUGCUGAAUCACCGGACAGAGCGCAACUACGCCAACGCUGCCUACCUGGCAUACGGAGUGGACAGCAGACGCACCAGCAACUACUACUCGACCACCUGUGGUCAGCAGCCCGGGGACAACAAGAAUAAAUAUGAGAAAAUAACCACUGACCCUAAAAAAUACAACAAUGUCCCAACCAGUGAGAGUGAACUGAUAACAUCACGUGAUGUACUGUCCUUCGCCUUACAGAUCUGCAGAGGACUCGACCAUCUGACCCAGAACAAGAUUGUCCAUCGUGACGUGGCUGCCAGGAACGUUCUGGUGUGCGAGCACAAAGUUGUCAAGAUUUCAGAUUUUGGUUUGGCCAGGAAAGUGGGAGAACAGGAUGUCUACGAAAGGACGACAAAG